GUCGGCUGAUAUCCGGCCGGACGAUGACGGAGCUGAAGGGUGUCGUGUUUUGGGGCGUUGUGUCGUUUUUCUGGACUUUCUGUAAAGGAGACAGAAGCGUCUCCUGUGUGUUCAGUGAGGUUUGCAUCCUGCCAUGCAGCUUCCAGCCGGCCGACGCUCUGGCGGUCCACUGGACUCAGCUGGCAGCAGCAGAAUCCGUCGUUCAUUCUUACUAUGACGGCAGAGACCAAGUCCAGCACCAGAACCAGAACUUCAGAGGUCGGACGUCUCUGUUUGCAGACUGGGUCGCCUCAGGAAACGCCUCAGGAAACGCCUCAGGAAACGCCUCAGGAAACGCGUCUCUGCUGCUGAGCGCAGUGAAGGUCCAGGAUCAGGGCCGAUAUGUGUGCAACUGCAGCAGCUCAGCAGGAACCAGGCUGCAGUUCAUCAGAGUGUCUGUGGACGCUCCGGUGAAAACGGUCAACGUCCAACAAGCAGGGAACCGGAUCAUCUGCAGCUCGGACGGGAUCUACCCAGAACCGGACCUCACCUGGUCCACCGAGCCGCCGUCCGAAUUGGUCCUGCAGAGCUCGACUCUGCUGCAGCGGACCGAGCAGCAGCUGUUCAACAUCAGCAGCUUCCUGCAUGUUCCGGACAACGACACGGACCUGACCUACGUCUGCACCGUGGGAACCCGCAGGAACCGCCGGACCAGCAGGCUGGAGAACCCGGGAACAGCAGGUCGGGUUCAGGGCGCCGGGAUCGUAGCUGGAGUCAUUUUGGUGUCCAUUUCAACGAUGGUGGUUCCGUUCUUUGUGGAAAAAUGUAUCAAGUCCAGGAAGUCCAAACCGUCCCAGCAGCAGAAUAUUUCCAUAGAAGAAGAACCAGAGAACCGACCAAUCAGCAGCCAGCGGAUCCUGGAGGAAACUCAGAGUCUCCACCCACAGGAAAACCAAACGGCUUCACUUCACCUGGGUGGAGCUGAAAACGAGCUGACCUCCCUGGGAUCAUGGACCCGAAGGUCUGAGCCAGAAGGACACACCCACCAGAACCAGAACCAGAACCAGAACCAGGACCAGAACCAGAACCAGAACCAGGACCAGAGUGGUCCAUCUGAACCAGAACUCUGAGGCCUAAAUGAACUUUCUGACCUGCUGCUAUCAGAACCAGCAGAAUUAUGUUUAUAAUUUGCUGUAAAAUCGUUGAACUGAUGUAAAGAUGAGGCACUUUAUGCUGUUGCACUUAUUUCUUCUGAAUUUAUGUAUUUUAGGUUUUUAACAUUAAAUGUUAAAAAUUCAGAAACAACCAGAAAAAACCUCAUGAACUUCCUGGUUCAUCGUGAAAAACCUUUCACUGCAGAUCCAAAAUGGAUCAAAGAUAAAAACCUGAAGUAAUUUAUUGUGAUGAAUAGAUUUUAUUUUUCUUGUAUUAAAUUCUGAGUCUGUUUUCUAAAAACAGACUCAG
Molecule: messenger RNA, 1443 nt
Organism: Poeciliopsis prolifica (blackstripe livebearer)
Lineage: Eukaryota; Metazoa; Chordata; Actinopteri; Cyprinodontiformes; Poeciliidae
Product: V-set domain containing T-cell activation inhibitor 1-like
Exons: 6
Coding region: 24-1109 (361 amino acids)
Biological process (GO): cellular response to lipopolysaccharide; immune response; positive regulation of T cell proliferation
Cellular component (GO): external side of plasma membrane
Source: RefSeq, a predicted model, not a curated record